Messenger RNA from Boleophthalmus pectinirostris (great blue-spotted mudskipper), 2590 nucleotides. It is a transcript of the gene nfia, whose product is annotated as nuclear factor I/A. Gene Ontology annotation, molecular function: DNA-binding transcription factor activity, RNA polymerase II-specific; RNA polymerase II cis-regulatory region sequence-specific DNA binding. Gene Ontology annotation, biological process: regulation of transcription by RNA polymerase II. The coding region runs from base 238 to 1542 and encodes 434 amino acids. Lineage: Eukaryota; Metazoa; Chordata; Actinopteri; Gobiiformes; Gobiidae. The record is from RefSeq and is a predicted model, not a curated record. The transcript is spliced from 10 exons. Gene Ontology annotation, cellular component: nucleus.
CCCGUGGAGAGGUCGAAGUUCGCUGCGCUUUUGGAGAUGUGAACGCGCACGGCCGGGAGACAACUGUUACUCCUCUUCUCCCCCCCUUUCUCUCUCUCUUUCUCUCUUUCUUUCUGCACUCUUUCUCUUUCUCUCCUUUUCCCCUCUUUCCCACGCACGUGCACGUGUCCUGCCCCCUCUCACACACGCACGCGCACGGACAGUCGUGUCGGAGCCUCGGAGCAGCCCGGGACAGAUAUGUAUUCUCCGCUAUGUCUGACGCAGGAUGAGUUCCAUCCGUUCAUCGAGGCUCUGCUCCCGCACGUUCGCGCCUUCGCUUACACCUGGUUUAACCUUCAGGCGAGGAAGAGGAAGUACUUCAAGAAGCACGAGAAGCGCAUGUCGAAGGAGGAAGAGCGCGCGGUCAAAGACGAGCUGCUCGGCGAGAAACCCGAGGUCAAACAGAAGUGGGCCUCUCGACUUUUGGCCAAACUCCGUAAAGACAUUCGCCCCGAGUUCAGAGAAGACUUCGUCCUGACGGUGACGGGGAAAAAGGCGCCGUGCUGCGUCCUGUCCAACCCCGACCAGAAAGGAAAGAUGCGCCGCAUCGACUGUCUGCGUCAGGCCGACAAAGUCUGGAGACUGGACCUGGUCAUGGUGAUUCUGUUCAAGGGCAUCCCUCUGGAGAGCACGGACGGCGAGCGCCUCGUCAAGAGUCCGCAGUGCGCCAACCCCUCGCUCUGCGUCCAGCCGCACCACAUCGGAGUGUCCGUCAAGGAGCUCGACCUGUACCUCGCAUACUUCGUACACGCAGAGGCCCAAUCGGAGAGUCCGACCCAGGGCAGCGACGGCGACGUGAAGGAGCAGCCGGAGAACGGGCAUCUGGGCUUCCAGGACAGUUUUGUGACUCCUGGAGUUUUCACGGUGGCUGAACUCGUGCGCGUUUCACAGACUCCGAUCGCCGCUGGUUCUGGUCCAAACUUCUCUCUGUCCGACAUCGACAGUUCAUCAUAUUACAGCCUGAGCCCAGGAGCCAUGAGGAGACCCCUGCCCAGCACCUCCUCCUCCAGUUCGGCCAAGAGGAUAAAGUGUAUGGAGGAGGACGUGGACAGUCCGGGGGAGGAGACGUACUACAGUGGACAGGGACGGUCCCCGGGCAGCGGCAGCCAGGGCAGCAGCUGGCACGACGUCGAGCCUGCGAGCCCCCAUGCGCCCCCUGCUGGUCUGCACUUCUCCUCGUCCCCCAUCCUCCAGCAGCCCGGGUCCUACUUCUCCCACCCGGCGAUCAGGUACCACCCCCAGGACACGCUCAAGGAGUUUGUGCAGCUCGUGUGUCCAGAAGGGGGCGCCCCACAUCCGAACGGUGGGUCCCAGGGGAAGGUCCAUAACCCGUUCCUGCCCACCCCCAUGCUCCCCCUCCCCCCCCUCCCCCCAUGGCCCGACCUGUGCCCCUCCCAGUGGACACCAAACCCCCGGCGACAUCGUCCACCGACGGAGGCAGCUCCCCCACCUCCCCCACGUAUUCGACCCCCACGUCCACCUCCCCGGCACAGAGGUUUGUGAGUGUGGGACCCCGAGACCCGGGAUUCAACAUCCCCCAACAACCUCAGUGGUACUUGGGAUAAGUCUGUGAAUCGCCGCAGUCUUCUUCUUCUUCUCCUCAAACUGUGACGUUGACGCCAGCUGCACCAGUGAGCCUCCCUCGCCCUUUAAACAGCCGCCAUUUUUCCUCCGAGACUCUUCCGACCGACUCAGCAUCAGCAUGGCUCCAGCUUCACCCGAGGGGGGCGCUGUUUACCCACGUUUAGUGCCAGUGACUGUCAGAAACCCAAACAAACGGGAGGCGAGGUCCGACCCGGAGCCUGACGGACGCUGAACCCCGCAGGAGUCCGACCCAAACCCCCGGAGCGGCCGUGCGGGCGCCGUCCGAGCUCCUGCAUUUUCACUGUUGUCCUGAACGUCUUACUUACCUAAAAAGGAAGGACAAAAAAAAACAAACAAAAAAAAAAAAACAACGGCUUUUCCGAGAGAACGGUAAAAGCCUGAAUCUUUCCGAGCGGACACGGACCUUUGCGGAGAGAUGUGAAUGAACUUCAUGAGGUUUGAGUUUUGGGCAGGCGGGAAUCGAACCGCAGACGGAACUCAGAGGGGGACAAACCACAAACCCGGAGCCGUUUUGUUUGUAUCUCCACGUUACAAUCACGCCGCGCGUUCGACGCCUGUUCUCAGCUCAGUGUAAAAAAAAAUCAUCCUCCCAUAAAUUUUAUAUGCAACCUGCGAAAAACCAAAGGCCCCUCAUCGUCCCGACACGAGCCCUUUACAGACGCCAUCGUCCCUCACGCCUCCGCCGCAGUUUUCACGGAAGAACUCAGAGCGACUUCUGAACGUACAAACACGAGGUCUGCGGGGGUCACGACGAGGCCGACGCUUACGCUUUUAGAACACGAACCUCCACAAAAAUCCAAAUAAUCAAACCAGUUACUCUCAAGGAAAAAGUAUAAAUUAAGUUUUAUUGUCGUUUUUAAUUCAUCUUUUAAACUCGCUCACGUCACAAAACCGGAAAACGUUUGGAAACAUGCGAACGACGACUUUCUUUGGGCUUUGUCGCCGA